UGAAUAAACUAAAUCGUUCACUUAGCAAACACUCCGAAACACAGGCUUUUUCUCGUUUCUCUCGAGUAGAUAACAGUAUGUUUUGACUUUUAGUGGAUACAAACAGCCCACUCGUUCACACGUGUCACGUGACUUCAGAUUUGUACUCUGAUUGGCUGAAUGCUCCUGGAGGGUGUGGCUUGAUUGGAGUUUGUGAUAGAAGAAGACGACUCGACAGAAGAGAGGGGAAACGCUUUAAAGAAAAUGUCCUCGGUACCAGACGGGAAGAAGCUGGUCCGCAGCCCCAGCGGCCUCCGAAUGGUUCCGGAGAACGGCGCCUUCAACAGCCCGUUCUCCCUGGACGAGCCGCAGUGGGUCCCGGAUAAAGAGUGUCCGAGAUGCAUGCAGUGCGACACCAAGUUUGACUUCAUCAGACGGAAGCACCACUGCCGGCGCUGCGGCCGCUGUUUCUGCGAUAAAUGCUGCAGCAAGAAGGUGGCGCUGCCCCGGAUGUGCUUCGUUGACCCGGUCAGGCAGUGUGCAGAGUGCAGCCUGGUCUCACAGAAGGAGCUGGAGUUCUACGACAAGCAGCUCAAAGUGCUGCUGGGAGGAGGGACAUUCGUCGUCACUUUGGGAACAUCAGAUAAAUCUGAAACCAUGACAUGCCGCCUCUCCAACAACCACAGAUACCUGUUCCUGGACGGUGAAAGUCACUUUGAGGUGGAGCUGUCCCGCAUCUCCAGCAUGCAGAUACUGACAGACGGGACGAGUCCAGGAGAGGAAGACGUUCACACUUACACCAGCCUGCUGGACGGCCUGUGUGUCUCUGAAGGAGGGACGUCGCGGGCCAGUGGGAUGCUCCUCCAUUACAAACCAAUGGGCUCCCAGGAUGCCCAGCAGCUACAGAUGGAGGCUGCAGAAGAUAAGAAGCUGGCAUCGCUGUGGCUCGCUGCAAUGCACAAGGCGGCCAAACUGCUGCACGAAGCUCGAGACCAGUGACAGCCAGGUGAAAUGGAGGCAGCACACACCCAAGUGUUUUCCAGCCGAGUCGGAUUCAGAUCGGGUUUGCUCUCAUCACUGCAGAUUCACUUUAUCCAUCUGAUCUCUUAUCGGUUCUUUAUGCCAACUCAUCAUUGUCUUUUUUUUUUUGCCCUCCCCAAGAAAUCUUUCUAAAAGGAGAAAAAGAGCACUUCACUCACCUCUAUAAGCAGUACUCUGUACAUGUGCGUUUUCUCUGCGUUCAACGCUCCAGUCUGGUCUCACUCACUAACUGGGCCGUGCAGAUUAAACGUUUUUACAGAGCGUCGAUGCUUGCUAAUGUUGGAGGCUUUAAUAUUAAUUCAGAAAUGUUACUCUGUAUUCUUCUGAAGGUUGUACAACACUCUUUUUACACUCGGUUCAGUGCACAGGGAUUUUAAACGCUGCUGUUUGUGCAGGGAUGACAGAACCAAGUCGUAUCUUCAGCAGAUCUUCCAGUUCCAGACUCUUUCUAAGCACAUUAAAGGAAACAUGCAGAUUAACUUGUGGCACAAGGUUGAAAAGCAGAUAUUUUCAUCUUUCCUUGGCAUUAAGAAGCUGUAGUUGUCUGAAUUCCUUUAAAAACCAAGUAAGAACUGGAUCUUCUCUUCUACUUUACAUUAGCUCUUUGAAACAUUUUUUAAAAUCUUUUGAAAACAACAAUUGUGUCUCUGCUAGAGCUUUUUUAUAUGCUGCCACUUUCCUACGUUGUGCAGCAAAAUGCAUGGAUCUAAAUUUUUUUUUUGGCGGUCCGUUUCCAGAUGCAGUGUUUUGUAAAGCUCUAACCUGCCCAAACAAUUUUUUUUUCCCUAAAGAACAACGGGAGAGUAUAGAAAAACAUGGGAACAGCAUUCCAAUUUUCUUUGUAUCCUUCCCGUCGAGAAAAACUGUUAGGCUUCUUCCAUCUCUGUGCUUCCUUUGGCUUCAGUUUGGAACACCUCACUGAUGGUGAAAAUGAUCCAAUCUUCACUCAGUAACGAUUUCCACACCAAAAGCCAUCAUUACUGCCACCCAUCGUCUGCAGAACGUCUGACCCAAAAGUCAACCUUUUGUCUGUUGUUGUCUGUUUGGUGCAUCUCCAAUUUAAAUGUGCAUGAACAUGUUGGCUUGCUAACGUUCAACUCUGAAGGAUUUCUUGAACUGAUUUUAGCUAAUUACAGUAGAAAACCGCUUCUGAGGCGUAGGUGAGAAAUGCUGAGUGCGAGAGAGGACAGAGAACUGACAAAAUAUUGCUACACUUUCUUAGUCAGCUGCAAAAUAUGUGCAUAAUUUUAAUAGAAAAUGAGGAGAAGAAGAAGGUCAUCGGCUUUAGAGGCAACAGCCAAGAAGAAGGCACAGAAACUGACUGAAAGGUGUUCAAAGUGUUCAGGGUUUUCUGGAUGAGGCCAAACCCAGAAAACACACCCGUCUGUCCAGUUUCUGAUAGGCUCAUGUCACUUGGUCCUGUUUUUGGUUUAUUGUUUUUUUUUUUUUUUUUUUUUUUCUUCAAGACUUUUGACUAACUUGCACUCCUAUCUGCUUCUGUGUCUAAUGAGCUUCAGACUAUUCACUGACCAAAGUGAGGAAUAAACACAGAGGAACUUUAAUUGUAGUUUCAUGUAUAAAAGUUUUCUAUGAGCUAUUUUGUUAACCAUUUCUGCUUUGAAUAACAGCCAGUCUGUUCUUCCAUCUUUUUUUUAACUAAACUAUAUUGAAGUAUUGUAGUCACUUUAUGGACUUUAUUUUGAUUUGUCACCUCGUUGUGAUGUGGAGCAUUUUAGCAGAGGCAACGCACUACAGUAACUCUGAAAAACAGUUACCUGGCAACAGGCCUAGCAUGUGCUAAUGUAAAAUAAAACCAGGUAAUUUACAAAGGCUGCUGAUAUUUUUAGAGUUCCAUUUCAAAUUGGUUUAUGGGUAUUUGUGUGUAAUCUUGGGGGGGAAAAAACAUGAAUUUAUCACAUUGAUGUAUUUGGAAAAAAAGACAGCUUAUAAAUUGAGAUAAAUAUCUACUAUAGGAAAUUUAUUUGAAAACGAUUUUAUUUGUAUUUCUAGGAUUUAAAGACGAACAUAAAAUUUAGCAAAAAGAUUAUAUAUAUUUUUAUCCUGUGGGGCAAAAAAUGAUGAAUAACAAAAUUUUUAAAAAGCACAGAGUCCAACCUAAUGACAAGAAGUUCAGAUCUAGAAACAUUUUGCUGGUACUUGUAGAAAUUCAAUGCAAAGACAGGAGUAAACUGAAAAACUGUUUAAAAAAAAAGUCUGUCUUCUAUGUAAAUUUAAAAAUGUUGGCUUAUUUAAAUUGCUUAAAUUUUAGUCAAAGUUAUUGAGAGCCAUGGCUGAAGAUCCAAAGGGCCUCUUGUGGCUCCGGAGCCACAGGUUGCAGACGAGUGUAGAGUUUUCCUCCAUGCUUCUACGGUUCUAUAGUCCUGGCUGUAAUGAGGUGGAAGGGUUAACAUGAAUGAUUUGAAAGCACGUGGUGAUUUAUGAAGAGGAUUCACAGAAAUAUGGUUUUAAAGGAGCUUCUGUUUUAAAAGUAAAUUUCUUGAACUUUUCCAAAGCUUCUUUAGUGUCGAGGUGGGAAGAACACAUCCUCUCUCCGGUUCUGUGGAGCUAAAAAUCUGAUUCUGGUCAGUAACUGACGUCUCUGGAUCUAAUCAUUUAACAAGUAGACUCUUUAGUAAAACUGCUCAGUAACCAAUCAGAUGCCAAUGUUUGUUACUGUAGUAUCACUGACUCCCCCAAAAUGCUCAUGUGUAUCGGCGUGUAUCUUAUUUCUCCACAUGAACAUCAGAUUACUUCUUAUAGCACAAAAUUGAUCAGCAAAAUGUCUGCUGGCCUUCACCUCACAGAAAAAAACACAUUUCUUCAGCUUAAUUCUACUUCAAUGCACAGAUGUAUCUUUUUUGUUUUUUGAUCACAUGAUUUAGAAUGUUUAGAAGAUGGAGAAAAGCAAGCUCUUACCCCCAAAAAGAGAUAUGAAUAAGAAACAAAACUGUACUUUAAAUAAAGUGACAGACCCCUUCAUUAUAAUUCUUUCUAUAUAUUUUUUUUAACCAACUGUAAACUGCCAUUCUGUACAUGUGCAAUCUGUUCUGCUCUGAGUACACUACCCUGUUUUUCCUUCUUGUUUAUUAUGUUGCUGAUGGUGCAGCAUGUUGUUGGACCUUUCUGUUCAGAAUAAAAUCAGAUGUUUAUACAUAA
Messenger RNA from Poecilia latipinna (sailfin molly), 4176 nucleotides. It is a transcript of the gene zfyve21, whose product is annotated as zinc finger, FYVE domain containing 21. The coding region runs from base 244 to 978 and encodes 244 amino acids. The transcript has 8 exons. NCBI's taxonomy places the organism in Eukaryota, Metazoa, Chordata, Actinopteri, Cyprinodontiformes, Poeciliidae. Gene Ontology annotation, molecular function: metal ion binding. The record is from RefSeq and is a predicted model, not a curated record.